This is a messenger RNA of Chaetomium fimeti, 4411 nucleotides long. RefSeq lists its product as uncharacterized. Lineage: Eukaryota; Fungi; Ascomycota; Sordariomycetes; Sordariales; Chaetomiaceae. The record is from RefSeq and is a predicted model, not a curated record. The transcript has 3 exons. Bases 127 to 4299 code for a protein of 1390 amino acids.
UGGGUGCUUUCACUGCAGCAGCUGCUGGCGCCAUGACGACUGGCGCUUGACGUCGGCCGACCAUCGCCCAACAGCAGCCCCGCCCAAACUUCCUCUGGCGCCACAACUCCCGUGUGCGUCGUCGACAUGUCGACGGCAUCCCGAUCCUCCUACCAUCCCAGCCGCCGGGUCGGCAGUGUGCAAAGCGUUCAGAAUGACGACCGACCGAGUCGCACACUAUCAAAGGCCGCCCGCGCCGUGGCAAGCGUCAGUUACGACGACGCAUACUCCUUCGCCCUCCGUGUCGCAUUCCUCCGUUAUCUUCUCCAGCCCAGGAAAAAGAGAAAGGAAUAUGUCAGUGCUCCCAAGCCGCCUCCGCGUGUCCACACCUCGAGUGUGGCCGAGUUGGUCAAAGAACUCGUCCCGUCGGGUUCGACCUCGGUGAAGCUGCCCUCUGGUUUUCGCCACUCCCUCGAGAAGCGCAUGUCGGGUGUCCUCCAGGGAAUCGAGAGACUGCCCGGGUUUAGCGACGCCGCCGUGAAACGGACCUUUGCCGAGGCCUACACUGCGUUCACCGCCAAAGACUUCCAAAAGUCAAUCGACAAGGACCGCAAGGUCGAGCCCCUGGUUCUGAUCUUCUACUCGGCCGCCUCGAAGGCGCAGGGUCGCGGAAAACCCGCCGAGGACCACUCGUGGAAGGUGCUUGUCGACAGGCACUUGGCCAUGUUCAUCCGGCUGCUCAGCAGCAUUCUCAGAGAUAAGGGAGACAUCGAGCUGGUCUCCCGCCUCAACACACUGGAGAAAAAGCUCAUGAGCAAUGAUCAGAACCUCUACCUCGAUACGGGCCAGGAGGACCAUUCAUAUGUCGAGGUGGACAUACCCCUGAGCUACGAGGUCAAGGACAUGCACAUGGUGCAGCUCGUUGCCAAAGUUUUUGGUGUGACCAACUCCCAGGUGCAAGCCGACAUCGACCGCAACACAUCGGCGUGGACCGAGGAGGCGGCGCUCAAAGACUACAAGUCGUACCAGUUCAGGCUCUCCGCCGGCAUGGCUGGAACCCUGCGGAAGCAGGACUUUGACGUGGACGAAGCAUACGAGGAGUGGAGGCGGGGAGAGGCUCCCCACCUAGCAAAGAUAUUUGCUGAGAUAUUGAUUGCUCGUCCGGACUUGAAGGGAGGGGCUAGCGGAGGGCUCGACAAACCGCUCCCCGUUCGCCAUUCCAUGUACGAGGACCAGGCGUACGCGGACCUGAGCCGAAUGCUCUCCAACCCAGAGUCUCCCGCGCCCAGUCUCGACCCCUCUUUUGGCUUUGGGUCGCCCACUGCCGAAGAGACAUCUGGCAUCCGGAGCGUCGACGGGCCAAGCUAUACCUUCAUUCCCCCAGACCCCCGUUCCGUCUACAAGGUCAUUCUUCAGUAUGUUGUAUCGUUCGAUCAGCUUCACUCGGACACGUCUGAGUCGCCCUUGUCUGAAGAGACGACGGAUUUCCUAGUAGAACUCGCGGUGCGCUGGCGGAUACCGCAGUUUUCCCGGUACGUUGCCUUCGUCGAGGUUACGACUCGCAAGUUUCUCGACCAGGAGCUGCCUCCGGAGCAGCUGUACGAUUGUUUGGAUCUUGUCAAACAGCCUCUAGAGGAGCCCAAGAAGCCGAUCCUCAUUCAGGGGUACACGUCCAGCCUCAGCGAUAUUGAGCCUAGCACAUGGACGAUAAUUGAUUUCGCGGGCUACCAACAGUCGUUGAAGGAUCUACAUGACGCCCUGCUUCGGGACCUCUACACGCUCCUCAUGCGCUGCUACGAGCCAAAGCCACCCACUGUUGGCGUCGUCAUGGCGUUACUCAAUAACCACGUCUACCCCGACCCAGCAUUUUCGCAGCGACCCGAAGACGCAGCCGAGUUCUCUCAGCGGCUUGACAGUGGGCUACGCCAACAGGCCGCCCAGUCGUACAGGGACUCCUUGGACAAGCACAUCCCGCGUAGCCAGCGAGACUGGGAUUUCGGGCACGUAGUCAACUUGGGCAAAGCCGUUACCGAGCUGGCCGAGAAAAUCAGGAAGCGGUACCGCAAAAACCCCGAGAUCAUGGGCGCAAGCCCGUUCAAGGCUCUGGUCGAGACGACGCUCCCGAGCUUCGAAGAGGAUGGCCAUGAGAUCAUCAAGCGCGUGCUGCAGACUUCCAAAGAGAGCGGUGUCGAGAUUGAGCUCCAAGACGGCUUCGACCUGUACCGGGAACUCGUCGAGAUUAGAAAAAUGCACGUGGAGGCGCUUCCGGGAACACCCUUCGGCUACCAUAUCGAAAACCUACUCGAGAAUUUUGUCUGGCGGUGGAUCAAGAACGCCGACGACAGAAUGCCGGGGUUCGUUGAGGAGGCGAUCAAACAGGACGUGUUCAAGGUCCGGACUCGCCACGAAGGGGGCAUACCGACCGACGACGAGCGUCACAGCGUCUCCAUCAUCGACAUAUUCACGCUGUUCGGUCAGACGGUUGACCAACUGCUCCAGCUGGAGUGGAAUGACGAGGUCCAGCUGGCGCGUUUCAUGACUGCUCUUGCCAAAUCGUUUGCCGGAGGCAUCGGGAAGUACUGCGAAGUUGCGUACGGCCAGUUCAAACACGAGAUGGAGCGCGAGACCGAACAGCAGCAGCUGGCUGCGGCGCAGAAGGGAACGUCGAAAUGGUUCCAGUACGCGAAGGAUACAUGGAAUCCCAAGGAAAGGAUCGAGCCAUUCCAGUUCUACCCCCAGUCCUUUGUCAAAUUCAAUAAUAUUGAGUGGGCUAUGCAGGUUCUGGACAAGCUGGAGAAGCGCAUGAAUGUGGACGCUUGCGCCGAGCUCCUUAACCGGGUUGACGGGCCGAAACAGUCAGCGAGGAGGAGGACGACAAAAUAUGUGUUCACGGUUAAGAUCGUGGAGGGUGAGGAUCUCAAGGCCUGUGACCCGAAUGGGUUGAGUGAUCCUUACGUUGUCCUGUGCGACGAGUACCAGAAGCGCCUUCACCGGACGAGAGUUAUCAAUCGGAACCUCAACCCGCGCUGGGACGAGACGUUUGAUAUCUCGGUAGAGGGACCGCUGAACCUGAUUGCGACCAUCUGGGAUUACGACAUGUUUGGGGACCAUGACUUUGUCGGCCGGACAUCGCUAAAGCUCGACCCGGUGCAUUUUGGCGACUAUCUGCCGCGGGAGUUCUGGCUGGAUCUGGAUACCCAAGGGAGGAUUUUGAUCAGGGCUUCGAUGGAAGGCGAACGUGAUGAUAUUCAAUUCCACUUUGCGAAGGCUUUCCGGCAUCUCAAGAAGACGGAGCGAGACAUGGUGCGGCUCGUUACCAGCAAGCUAUCGAUGCACAUCAACUUGUUACUAUCUCGCGAGUCUCUGCGUGGCCUGCUAACCAAGGGCAUCACCGCCUCCAUGGCCAAUCUCUGGAAGAAGAGGCAAUCUCACGCGCCAACCGUCACACCGCAAGAGGUGGAGGAGGCGCUCCGGCCCCUGUUCACCUACUUCGACGAGAACUUUGCCAUCAUGAAGCAGACCCUCACAGACGCAACCAUGAUGGCGGUCAUGACGCGCCUCUGGAAGGAAGUGCUCCUCGCCAUCGAGACCCUGCUCGUCCCGCCGCUCUCGGACAAGCCGUCCCCCCAGAAACCGCUCACGCAAGCCGAGUUGGACGUCACCUACCGCUGGCUGGAGCUGCUUUAUGACUUUUUUCACGCGAGGGACCACGAGUCGGGCGAAGUGCUCGGAAUCCCGGCCGACAUCCUCAAGUCGCCUAAGUGGCACGAGUUGGUGUCGCUCAACUUCUUCUACUUCGACACCAGCGAGAACCUGAUCCGCACCUCGGAGCGCAUGGCGGCGGCCAACGCCCAGCGCGCCCAGCAGCAGGCGCAACAAGCCCAACAACAAGCGCACAGCCACCACGCCAGCAACAGCAACGGCAGCAACCGGCUCUCGGCAUCCUCCUCGGGCAUGCUGGGCGUCCCGUCGCUGGGCGGGGCGUCGGGGAUCGGCAACGUGCCCUUCGGCAGCCUGGGCACGAUCCGGCGCGGCAAGAGCAUCAUGAUGAACCGCAACCUGGGCACGAUGCGCAAGGCCAAGGAGGAGAAGCGCAAGGAGGCCCAGGCCGACCCCAGCGACGACAUGAUCCUGCGCAUCCUGCGCAUGCGGCCCGAGGCCGCCAACUACCUCAAGGAGAGGCAGCGCCAGAAGGAGCGCAUGACCGCGUCGAGGGCCGCCGCCAUGAUCCUGCGCCAGAGCGUCAGUCAGGGGCUGGCGGGUGGGGGCCCGGCUUUUGGGGGGGCGCUGUAUGGGAGGAACAGUCUGCCGAGGAGGUGAUUUUUGUGGUGGUGGAUUUUGGUUUCUGAGAAUAGGGGUCGGGGGUCGGGGGGUAGGGAUGAGUGAUGAUGAUUUUCUGUUCUUUUCUCGCGCUUUUUUACGUGGUUGCUUU